GAUGAAGUAGAUAUAGAACCUGUGGGAAGUGCAGACACUGUAAGCUUGCUGCGCAGGUCGCGCAACUGUCUGUUAGAGUUACCUGUGACAUGCCGUCGAGUGUCACAUAAAGCCCACAAAACAGCCAUCCCAGGAUAUAAACACUGCUUUUCGACAGAGGGAUCUUCACAAUGCGCCGCUGAUCUUUAUUCUGCCUGUAUCAUAACAUCGGAGUUCACUUUUUUUGCAUUUGUGUCAGGCUGUCGAACCAACAACAUUUACGUACAAAUAAUUUCUUCUCCAGUCAUUCAUAAAAAAGGGGGGAAAGUGUAAACAUCAUGAGCAGGAAAACGCGACGUUGGAUUUUCCAUAUUUUCCUUUGCCUGGGAAUUGUGUAUAUGAAAAUUGGGGGCUUUUCGUCGGUGGUUGCGCUGGGAGCGAGUAUAAUCUGUAACAAAAUUCCCGGGUUGGCUCCUCGUCAACGGACUAUCUGUCAAAGCCGACCAGAUGCUAUCAUAGUGAUCGGAGAGGGAGCCCAAAUGGGGAUCAACGAGUGCCAGUUCCAGUUCAAAAACGGACGCUGGAACUGCUCUGCGCUCGGGGAGAGGACCGUCUUUGGAAAAGAGCUGAAAGUGGGCAGCAAAGAGGCCGCCUUCACCUACGCCAUCAUCGCCGCCGGCGUGGCGCAUGCCAUCACUGCAGCCUGCACGCAGGGCAACCUGAGCGACUGCAGCUGCGACAAGGAGAAGCAGGGCUUCUACAACCAGGAGGAAGGCUGGAAGUGGGGGGGCUGCUCGGCGGACAUCCGCUACGGUCUCAACUUCUCCAAGGUGUUCGUGGAUGCGCGGGAGAUCAAGCAGAACGCCAGGACUCUGAUGAACCUGCAUAACAACAGGGCUGGACGGAAGAUCCUGGAGAAAAACAUGCGGCUAGAAUGCAAGUGUCACGGUGUGUCGGGCUCUUGCACCACCAAGACUUGCUGGACCACGCUGCCCAAGUUCCGGCAGCUGGGUUACAUCCUGAAGGACAAGUACCACCAGGCAGUGCACGUGGAGCCGGUGCGGGCCAGCCGCAACAAGCGACCCACCUUCCUCAAGGUCAAGAAACCCUACUCCUACCGCAAGCCCAUGGACACAGACCUGGUCUACAUCGACAAAUCACCGAACUACUGCGAGGAGGACCCGGUGACAGGCAGCGUGGGCACGCAGGGGCGCAUCUGCAACAAGACGGCGACGCAGACCAACGGUUGCGACCUCAUGUGUUGUGGGCGCGGCUACAACACGCACCAGUACUCGCGCGUCUGGCAGUGCAACUGCAAGUUCCUGUGGUGCUGCUAUGUCAAGUGCAACACAUGCAGCGAGAGGACAGAGGUGUACACGUGCAAAUGAACACCUGCGCGCGCUGGCGGGGUUGCUCCUCACUCGCGUGCCUGCGUCGCGGGAAAACGGGAGAAGAGGAAUCGCUUGCACGUGAUCGCACCGCGUCUGGUCCCGGGGUGACGCACCUCGAUCCUGAACAAGCCAGAAACUGGUUACCCUGGGAAUCGGAAGACGGACGCUGCUGUUUGCGUGAUUUGCUGAGGAUGAGUCGAUGCAGCAGUCUGAUGGAUCGACAGCACGACCAUCAAUCCUGACACGAGACUGUGGGCUCACACACAUGCUGGAGGUCUCGUACUCUGGGCUACACAGCCUUAGACGGGCCUUUGGGCCUUCCAGCGUUCAAACUGAACCUUCAGUUGCGGACCCCCUGUUUUGUCUACCAGUUACUAAUUUUCAGCGCAUGUACGUAUGGGACAUGUGAGGAGAAGCUGUAUAUUUUCUCGGCAUGAACUAAACAAAGCACGUAAUUGUGAUAUUUAACUUUUUAUUUAGAUGCAAAAAAACCUAAUAUUAAUUUAUUUAAGGAAACUACUGAUUCUAUUUUCGUUCCUUUCGAUACGAGACUUUUCUAAACUGAAUAGAGCGUUUUCUCUCAAGUGUUUGCUGAUGGAAACCGAACAAAGACAGUAUCAACAAACGAAAGGCAGCAUCGCAAUCUUACAAACGAGCAAGACACUGGAUAUGUACAUAAAAAAGACCUUUAUUACUACUGUAAUAUAAUGUGGUGGCAAAUAGUAUUGUUACAGGUCUAACUGGUAAUGCUUAGAUUUUUCUAGAAACAUUCUUCCAUUCUUUCCCUCUGUAUGCUGCUAGUUGUCUGGAAAAUCGAACUGGCUGUGAUUUAUAAACAGAAAAAUAGACUUUGUUACUUGGCAACAGUAACUCAAUGCUAAUUAUUUUUUAAUGACACCAGAAGCAAAGCUGAUCAUUCAGACUAAUUUCCCUUUCCUGGGAAUCCUUAGUUCAGAGAGUAUAUUUUGUAAGAGAUUAUUUUUAUAUGAAUAUUUUAUUUAUAUAAUUUCAUCUUGUAUAAUUCAGUAUCACCCUGAUCCCUUCCUUAAAACUAUUACUACGGUGAGUUUCAAAGAGCAUUUCACAAAGCACAGCCUUACAUUUACACAUGAACUGGUUUUGUCAUGUGCUGUGAAGCAUUCGUUGGACCUGCUGAGGCUGUACUGUAAGUGUGUACAACUUCGCUUGUUUACCUUGAAACAGAAGAUCACGCAAUAAAUGAACAGGGUAUGUGGUAAUGAUUGGCGUGAUAUCAACACUAUCUUCAAAAAAGUCCAAAACAAGCAAAUAAACAUUUAAAAUUUAAAAUUUCAGUAUUAGCUUUCAUCACUGUCUAGAGAACAGUAAAAACUUGCUAACUGAAUAUUUGGGGAUAACAUUGUGUGACCAAAGAAAAAUAAAUAUAGAACAUUUUUGAGUGAAAGAAAUUCAGACGCAGACAUUUUUUAUGUUUACCUAAUUUAUACUCAUAGAAUUUGAUUACAAAUAUAAUUUGCCGCCACCCAUCCCACAACACGCUUGAAAUGUCCUUGUUUCAAACAGUGUUAAUAAAAGUCAGCUCGACAGUAUCAAAAUUUUCUUAUCCUCAAUCAUAAUGUAAUUAGCAAAGUACCUUACCACAGUAAGUGGCAAUGAAUGGUUUCUAAAUUGUUUCCCGUUCUGAAAUCGCUGGGUGGCUCGCUUACAGCUCGCACAAAUUUAUUUAACACUGUGGAGAAAGGUUAACAUUUUCAUUAAUUGACAUUAACAUUGUUAAUGUGCUUGGUCAAUAAAAAGUGAGAAAAAUG
Molecule: messenger RNA, 3157 nt
Organism: Brienomyrus brachyistius
Lineage: Eukaryota; Metazoa; Chordata; Actinopteri; Osteoglossiformes; Mormyridae
Gene: wnt7aa
Product: wingless-type MMTV integration site family, member 7Aa
Exons: 4
Coding region: 318-1367 (349 amino acids)
Biological process (GO): canonical Wnt signaling pathway; neuron differentiation; positive regulation of JNK cascade
Cellular component (GO): extracellular region
Molecular function (GO): cytokine activity; frizzled binding
Source: RefSeq, a predicted model, not a curated record